CAAAUUGUUUACAAUUCAAUUUACUGAAAGCGGUUAGUGAAGUAAAUGAAUAAUGGUCUGUGCGCUGGGUAUCGAGGGCAGCGCCAACAAAAUCGGUAUUGGCAUUAUACGAGAUGGCGAAGUAUUGGCAAAUGUAAGACGCACUUACAUCACACCUCCGGGUGAAGGUUUUCUACCAAAGGAGACGGCCAAACAUCAUCGUGAAGAGAUAUUGGGAUUGGUGCAGGCCAGCCUGAAAGAGGCGCAGCUAAAGCCUGCAGAUCUGGACGUAAUCUGCUACACCAAAGGACCCGGCAUGGCGCCGCCACUGUUGGUUGGCGCCAUUGUGGCGCGCACGCUCUCACUGCUGUGGGAGAAGCCGCUGUUGGGUGUUAACCAUUGCGUGGGCCAUAUUGAGAUGGGCAGACAUAUAACCGGCGCCCAAAAUCCGAUCGUUUUAUAUGUAAGCGGCGGUAACACGCAGGUCAUUGCCUAUUCCAAUCAGCGCUAUCGCAUUUUCGGCGAGACCAUUGACAUUGCUGUGGGGAAUUGCUUGGAUCGCUUUGCACGCAUCAUCAAGCUAUCAAAUGAUCCCAGUCCCGGCUAUAAUAUUGAGCAGCUCGCCAAGAAGGGAAACACAUACGUAAAACUGCCUUAUGUAGUGAAAGGGAUGGAUGUUAGCUUUUCGGGAAUUCUGUCGCACAUUGAAGAUUUGGCGGAUCCCAGCAGACGACGCAACAAGCGCAAGAAGCCACAGGAUGAAGUAGAUCCGGAAUAUAGCAAGGAGGACCUAUGCUAUUCGCUACAGGAAACAAUUUUCGCCAUGCUGGUGGAGAUAACCGAGCGCGCCAUGGCCCAUUGCGGUUCCAACGAGGUGCUUAUUGUCGGCGGUGUGGGCUGUAAUGAACGACUUCAGGAAAUGAUGCGCAUUAUGUGCGAAGAGCGCGGUGGCAAACUCUUUGCUACGGAUGAACGCUAUUGCAUUGACAAUGGACUGAUGAUUGCUCAUGCUGGCGCAGAAAUGUUUCGGGCAGGCACACGCAUGCCCUUCGAGGAGUCCUUUGUGACGCAGCGCUAUCGCACGGACGAGGUGCUGGUUAGUUGGCGAACUGACUAAAAAGGUCACACAGAGUAUUUUGUUCGUUUUAUUUGUUUAAUUAAUUAAAGACUACAUUUGAUAAUUCA
Molecule: messenger RNA, 1164 nt
Organism: Scaptodrosophila lebanonensis
Lineage: Eukaryota; Metazoa; Arthropoda; Insecta; Diptera; Drosophilidae
Gene: Tcs3
Product: probable tRNA N6-adenosine threonylcarbamoyltransferase
Exons: 3
Coding region: 53-1096 (347 amino acids)
Biological process (GO): tRNA threonylcarbamoyladenosine modification
Cellular component (GO): EKC/KEOPS complex; cytoplasm
Source: RefSeq, a predicted model, not a curated record